CGCCUGUCAUCACUGCAUCACUGACCCACCUGAAAUCUGCAAGCUGACUGCUGCUUCUCUCCAUCUGUGAGCUUCUAUGUCCUUCAAUGAAGUCUGUGCUGAUCCUCUCUGUUAUCCUCUCUGUCGCCCUGUCCAUCAGGGCUGCAACAGAGGAGGGCGCUGUUGCUGAUGACAGAGCUGUUCUACCACAAGCUCGUUUCUCGUUUUGCCUUGAUGGGUGGCUUAGUUUCCGUGGUAACUGCUACUACUUAGGCAAUGACCCUGAUACCUGGAAAAAUGCUGAGAGCUUCUGUGCUAACUAUGGUGGCAGCCUGGCCUCCGUCCACAACAUCUGGCAGUAUAAUUUCCUCCAGCGUAUGGUCAAGAGUGGCGGUCACACUUUUGCCUGGAUCGGAGGAUUCUACUUCCAGGAUGACUGGAGAUGGGAAGAUGGCUCAGUGUUCAACUAUCACAACUGGGAAGCAGCGGCCCCCACUGACCAGUACCAGUGCUUACAGCUUAACUCUCAGGAGACCAAGGGCUGGUCCAAUCAUGGCUGCAACAUGCCCUUUCCAUUCGUCUGUCAGGUGAAUCCAAGCUGCUAGUCAUCACAGUGUGAAGUGUUUCUGCUGACGCCUGCAGGCAAUACUGAAGCUGCAGACCACAUGUCACAUGCAUAUGUAACACAAAUCUCAGCACAAAUGAAUCCACAUCAAUAUUGUUUUACUGUUGUUCUUCUUUUGUUGCGUUUGUUUUCAUUACAGAGUACAAUAUACUGUCUAUUGUAGACAAAU
This is a messenger RNA of Larimichthys crocea (large yellow croaker), 773 nucleotides long. RefSeq names its product ladderlectin. NCBI's taxonomy places the organism in Eukaryota, Metazoa, Chordata, Actinopteri, Sciaenidae. The coding region runs from base 87 to 584 and encodes 165 amino acids. The transcript has 7 exons. The record is from RefSeq and is a predicted model, not a curated record.